UCGGUCGGAAUUUCUGACGGAACUCUUAUAUCAGCUUGGAAUAAAUGGAACGUAAAUUUGCAGAGGAAAAAUGUGUAGUUUAAUUCAGGAAGAAAAAAAUCUGUCGACCUUCCUUUUGACGGUGUGAUAUGCCUAUUGUGCUGCACUUGCUUGCUAUAGUGAAUUCGUAGGAUAGCUAGAUUUGCUUCUACGGAUUUUUUUUUUACCAGACAAUUAUAUGUGGAACACAUGGAAUUUAUGCACAUCGUUUAGUUACAAAAUGUAUUUCAAAAGGAAAAGUUAGACAAUAUUUCCAUAAACUUGCCAUUGCAAGUCUAAUAGCCUAUUAGAAUAGGCUAUUCUAAUAAUAGUUUAUUCCAUCGAUAGAGUCAACUAAAAGAGUUUAGCUCAGGCAAGUAAAAAUAAAUAGUGCAGAUAUGUCAUAUUGUCGACGGAUAUGCUGGUACACAACAUUGGGCAGCAGUUUAUCGACUACAAAAUGAGGAGGAUUUGUCACAGUAGUCUUCCUUCAACAGUUUAUAAGACAGUCGUUAUUGCCUAACCAGAGCGAAUUUAUCGCAGCAAUCCAGUGCGCACGGUCUCCCCGGCUGUUAUACGGCAGAACGCGCAGGAUCCACAAAUCUGUGAAGACAUUCCAGGCCUGAUCCCCUUUAUCCAAAUCUGUGAAGACAUUCCAGGCCUGAUCCCCUUUAUCCAAAUCUGAAGACGAUCCAGGAAAUCAAGCAGAACUUUCAGGGAACAGAAGAGUUCUUUAUAAAAACUUGGAACAACAGUGAGAACUGCUGGUUGUAUUCUCCAUUGUUUUUAUUCACAUGUAUUGAAACAAGUAGAGCCAUCAGUGAUUUCAGCAGCCCCCCUGCCUCCCCUAUCCAUGCCUACAUGCUCAGCGACAGAUAAGAACUGUUUUGAUAAUUGUAUGUAAUUAUAAUUUGUGUGGGAGACGGAGCUGUCUCUGUCUAUUAUCACCUGUAACCUCAGACACAAUAACUCCACACAUUUACAUAUUUCUCUCCAAAAAUGCUUUUCUUUCAGUUUUAGGACCAAAUCAGGAAUAAUCAGAGUUAUUGAAGGAAUGGCACAUGUGAACUACGAGGUGCUAUUCAGUCCUCAACCAUCAUAAUGAGACACAACUGAAUUCAAUCUGUAGAGUUACAUCUAAACCUCAAGCUCUUUUCUUUGUAUAUUCUAUACUAGACCAUACAUACUAAGUUUGUACAUCUCAAAACAGAGAUACCCACCCAGCCACUAGCUAAAAUGAAAACGGCUUUUUCAGCUGUCUAUUUGAUAUAAUACGAUUUGUCGUACCAUUUUAUAUUUUCUCCUCAUUUGCGGUAUUCACUGYCCUCUGUCCUUAAUGUAGGGCGCUGGCUCUGUAGCCUUCAGCYCAAUCAGAGGAACAGUAAGUGCCUAUGCAUUUUAGAUAAGACCAUAAUACAUUUAAGUAAAUAAGUGGCCAAUGCAUUAUGUAGUUAGUGACCUGUGAUGUUUAUAUGCCUGGAAGGGCAAUGUCCUGCUUUACAGUCACACAGUAUGUUUACACUACGCCACAGCCAUUCAGUGCCCUGACCCGUUAAGAACCACAACCUCUCCAACUGCCAUUCAAAUGGUCUGCAACAUCUGAAAGCACAGGAACACAAAUUAUUUAGAUUUAUUUAGCACAAGAUUUAUUUAGUACAAAUCUUUUAUUUAGCAUAAUAUUGAAACAUUUAGACAUUUAUAUGUAGAGAUUUUUCUACUUUUUCAGAGAAUAUUAGUUUACAGGUUGAUUCUAAGUGCAAACUUGGAAUGUAUCCAGCGCCAAAACGACAUGAUUGAAUCAUUAACUGUUUACAUUUUAGGAACAAUGUUUACAGAGGACUGUUGCCCUUAAAACAUAGGCCURUGUGUCAUUUUGUGACAUAUUAUUUUACAAGUGCCAUAACCGAAAGGAAAUUUAUAAAUUGCCAUAACUCAUUGAGGAAGCUUACUUUUUGUCUUCAGCAAAACAAAGCACAACGUGUUCAGGAAUACGUCAUGGUGAAGGUAAAAACCCUCURUUUGACCUUUCAUCCAAGGAGAKUSCAUCUAUUUUUGUAUUUUUGCAUGUGAAUGUUAUAACCUCAAACUAACUUCACAUGAUUCAUAGCUAGGUUUUGUAUGGUAGAUAGAUUCUAGAACUAGGAGAAGAAAUAGACGAUCUGGGUUUGAUCAAGAUCAUCAUGUUCAGUUUACCCUCGUUGACUCUGUGAGGUUUAUACAGAUCUGAUUUCACUGUAAUGGGAUGCAGAAUAUUAUCACMGAAGAUGUUGAAGAUAAUAGUAACAGAAUGAAMGCCAUGUAAAUACCUCUGUCACCAAUGGUUGACACUUACAACUGGUUGACACUCGUGACUUCCAUCUCUUAAAGCGUAUCUAGAAUUCASUCACAAAGUUCAUCAGACAUAUUCAUUWUUAAAUUAAGAUMUUUUKAAACUAUGAGUACCAAACAACYCAUACCUGCUACCUAAAUGUUUCAAAUWGUAUUUUAGUGGUUUAAUUCUGAAAAAAGGACAGCAUUGUAACAGCGUUGAGUCGACAACAGAAAAUAGAGCUCUUAGUCAUGUAAAGAUGACGCCCACCACCAAUCUCCAAGUCUUCGCCGUCUCCCUCCUCUCUCUCCUUGCUGCCCCACUUGCCACAGCUGAGGACAGCUCCCUAUCUCCCACUCCCUCUCCCCUAAGUACCGACCCCCGGCCUCGCCAGGGGGGCUCCACCGAACCCCCUCAGUCCGCCCCCAGCCCCCCUCUCCUCCUCCUGGCCAUCCAUGCCAACCUCCGCCCCGCUGCCCUCCGGGGCAGGCCCAAAGCUCCAGAGAAACUUCCAGAAUCCCCUGGGGUUCUGGAGACCCCUCCCCGACCCCUGGCCCAGAUCAUGUUCCCCAAGAACGUGACGUCUGCGGCAGCAGGAGCCCUGGCUCCUCCGUUGSGCRCGGCCCAGGUGGCUCCUCCUCCCCRCASACUGGUGGACGUGGAYGUGUGCCAUGGUUACUAUGACGUCAUGGGCCAGUUGGACAACACCUUCAACUGCUCCAAGGACAGCUUCAUCUACUGCUGUGGCAGCUGCCACUACCGCUUCUGCUGCCCCGACCCCACCCGUCGUUUGGAGCAGAGCAGCUGUACCAACUACGACUCCCCGGAUUGGGCCAAGACCCAGCCACCAAACRCCAUACUCCUGGAUGAUGAUGAGCCGGAACUGGACCCUCUGCAGCCUCUGAGCCACAACACAGGCUUUGUGAUUGGAGGUGUCAUUGUKUUUAUGGUAGCGGUUGCCGUGGGGAUUAAGAUAAUGUUCAACAAGGUGUCGCAGCAGGCCAACAACGGAGAGAUCAACAUGCCCAGAGCGCUGGUGGACAUGUUGCGUCACCAGUCCAGUCCAGUGCAGCAGGAUGAGAGGAACAACAGCGUGGCUCUGUGUGGUUCAGGGGAGGGACAGGGUACGCUGGGCAGACCUCCCAAAAACCUCUACGCCYCUGGCCUGCCCAGCAAGGACAACAGACUGGGGAAUAUUCAACACAAUUUUAUCCAUUCAGGAACCAGUCCCAAUCACACUGCUACYAUCGAACACGCCCCCCGUAUGAACAACGCCCAGCUGGCGGCAGGAGGCACUCUUCUGUCCAGCAAACACAACAAUACUAAAGGACAGCCCUCCUUCCACCACUCCCUCCACAACCUGGCACAGCUCCCCCCAUCCUACGAGAACGCCACCAAGCCAGAGCUCAACAGAUACUCCUCGCUCAAACGCCUGGAAAAGAGUGGUCUUGAUGAAUAUUCAUCGGGCUACUGCACCACCAAGAGGCGUCCCCACACGGCCCAGCCCGCUCUCCAGUCCUCCAGUCACCACAUCCCCUGUGGCGGAGAUUACAACACCAUGGGUGGGAGGGGCACCCUCCCCCGCCACGCCCCCCGACCCUGGAUCCAACCCACCGGCCUACCCCCCGUCUCCCCCACGGUCAACCCCUACCCCCUGGACCCAACCGAGCAGCACUACAACCCCAACUACGACACCCUGUCCAAGCCUGCCAGGAAGGUCAUGUCGCAGGACCAGCUGCUCAACAUGGGGGACGUCCCCGGGAACACUGGGACCCUCUCCAGGAUGUCCAAGAACCAGCAGCACCAGUACUACAAAGCCAUGGCUGCUGCUACUAAGAACUCCAACACCCAGACCCUGACAAGGAAGCCCCAGGAUCGACCCCAGGAGCGGCCUCAGUCCAACACCCAGACCCUGACAAGGAAGCCCCAGGAUCGACCCCAGGAGMGGCCUCAGUCCAACACCCAGACCCUGACACGGAAGCCCAAGGAUCGAYCCCAGGAGCGGCCUCAGUCCAACAACCAGACCCUGACGAGGAAGCCCAAGGAUUGGSCCCARGAGCGUCCCCAGGAUCGCCUACUCAUGUCCCCAGAUCACCUGGAGGAGAGCAUGGGUAGRGGGRUCGGAGGGAUGGGAGUGGGUGUGCAGGAUCCAUACGCCCAUGGAGGCGGGGGAGGCAUGGUCCCCACUCUCCCCCGGGGUGGUCUCACCCCUCAGCAGAAAGCCCAGUCCCAGCAGAAUGUAUGUGCCACGCCCUCCCUGGACCGCCACCACAUGAUCAAGAUGAACUCUCACCCCACCUCAGGGAGGGAGCAGGAGAGAAGCCAGGGCAUGACGGGGCAUAUGAGCGGAGGCAUGGGGGGAGGCAUGGGGGGCUGGGGUGGUAGCGAGAUGCCCGGGGCGGGGGUUGUCAUGGGAACAGGGACGCUAGGGGGCCACAGCGCCAAGAGGAUGGCUUUCGCUGCCAAGAGGCAGAACACUAUCGAGCAGUUACACUUUAUACCAGGAGGGGGCGACGGAGGAGCGGGAGGAGGAAGUAGAGGAGGAGGAAGUGGAGGAGGAGGGGGAGGCAGUCAGGGCAUCAGGACAGGCAGUAAGAAUGAGGUGACAGUGUGAGGGGCACCAGGUAGAAAUUGCCAUCAACUGCAGAUCUAGGACCAGAUUAUCUCACCCCUAAACCCACCCUUAACCAUUAGGGGGAUGAGAAAAUAUCUGACUCUGUAUCAGUGGUUAGUGCAAAUUCUACCUACUGUGUGUGUGGUCUUCAUGAAGAGAGUAGACAUAUGAGAAUAGGAAGGGUAGAGAAGGAAAUAUGGUGAAUCAAUCUGUACAUAUAGGGAGAUGAAGGACUUGCUUAGAGGUCAAAAUGGUAGAGGAACGRAAUUAUCCUGCCAUUUUUAUAWAUGUGAUACAUCAGCCAUAUUUCAUAUCUAAAUGUGCCAUAUUGCCAUACACUGAUGCCAUGAAUAACUGAAAAAGAACAAACRUGGGAGAAAUUAGAUAGCUAGGACUUAGUUAAGAAACUGGUUUGUUCAUGCRUAACCUUGUGUUUUAUAUCAAAUGUUUUACRGAAUAAAKAAACUUUUGAGCCAUAUUAGAAAGGAGGKRCCAAGAUAAUACAUCUAAGUAUGAGAGAGAGAAGGGUGGUGUACGGCCAGACUGUGUACUUCAGUGUUACAUAGAAAAAYASGWUACACUUGUWUCAAAGGAUGCUAUUUUCCUCAUGGAGCAUUGAACUGAUGAUYUUCAUGACCUAUGAUGUGGAAUGUCGGAUGAUGUAGGGUUUUGAAUCCGGGGAGUGGUGUACGAGUGAGCCCGCCUCAUUGUGACGCAGGAAGCUGUCGAUAGUUGCUUCUUGUGUGAAUGAAUGAGUGACMUUGGGAAAAUUGCUUCCAUACAUUCUCUAGUUGCCCCCAGUAACUGAUCUGARGUCAGYUUUGCAUCCCACCACCGCCUAAUAGUUAUGCUCAGCAUUUGGGGAGGUUGAGCUGAUCCUAAAUCUGUGCCUAAGUGCAACUUCUACCUGGAGCUCCCCUGUGACCCACCUGUCUUCAUCAGGACAACCAAAUCUGAUUGAGCCAUGAGUCACUUUGUUUGACGAGGAACUUCUGAGUUGGUCAGCCUACCAAUARGAUGAUUAGCUACUGCAACUACAGGGUAUUUUCUUUCAUAGRGCACAAAAAGUACAGUAUGAUGCAGGUGUUGCACUUCAUAAUACGACUGACCUUCAAAGCCAUGCAUUGGGAUACAAAUAAAAUACCACAGAGAAAGCACGUCUGACAAUCACCAUUUUAUUAUUCUCACCAGAGGAGAACUGAMACAAGCCAACAUUUCUACAGGACAAUACAAAUGAUUGGCUUCAGAACAAGCCAAAGUGUAUGUGUSUAGGGAAUUGACUGUAACAAGGCAGUGGACUAUAAUGCAUACUGUAGGAUGACUCCAAUGAUGAAGCAGUCAGAUAUGAGGGUGAGACUCAGAAGAGACUUGRGUGGCUAGGAUGCCCUUCAUCAGAAGAGGACCUUGCUCGUUCGUAGUAACACAYUCYAACYGUUCUCUAUUAGGUAGAAAUGUCAUAAUAUCAAUAAUAAUGCUUAAUAUUAAGGGCUAUCCUAUCCUACAUGUGUGGCUUUGGACCAUAUAAUACAGCAUAUUAAUGCUUUCACUUAAUUUUUGGUGUUGAUAUUGUCACUGACGUGUGAGUACUAAUGUUCUGUAGAUACCUGGAGUCAAACUUGUAAAAAAAACAUGAGCAGUUUUUUUCCAGCCCAGUUCAAAGAGGGAAACACUAAGACAGAAACGUUUUUGCACAAUCCCCUGAUAUUUGCACCAGAUAAAGACAGACAUAUUUUGUAUCACGUCUUAGUGGUUUACAUUCAGCAAAAAAGGACACUCAGUCACUGGUGAUGCGUGGGGCUGUGUUUGAUAAACUUAAGGGACUUAAGAAAAUGAACAGACUUGUAUUCGACUAAGAGAGAAGUAUAACUGUAUAUAUAUAUAUCAUCUACAGUAUACAAAGUGUCUCAUAUUGCUUACAAAUGGA
Molecule: messenger RNA, 6864 nt
Organism: Salvelinus sp. IW2-2015
Lineage: Eukaryota; Metazoa; Chordata; Actinopteri; Salmoniformes; Salmonidae
Gene: shisa7a
Biological process (GO): regulation of AMPA receptor activity; regulation of short-term neuronal synaptic plasticity
Cellular component (GO): postsynaptic membrane; AMPA glutamate receptor complex; dendritic spine membrane
Source: RefSeq, a predicted model, not a curated record